Neofelis nebulosa (Clouded leopard) is the source of this 4112-nucleotide messenger RNA. RefSeq names its product adhesion G protein-coupled receptor E3 (gene ADGRE3). Gene Ontology annotation, biological process: adenylate cyclase-activating G protein-coupled receptor signaling pathway; cell surface receptor signaling pathway. The transcript is spliced from 16 exons. The record is from RefSeq and is a predicted model, not a curated record. Gene Ontology annotation, cellular component: membrane. Gene Ontology annotation, molecular function: G protein-coupled receptor activity; calcium ion binding. Bases 121 to 2055 code for a protein of 644 amino acids. Lineage: Eukaryota; Metazoa; Chordata; Mammalia; Carnivora; Felidae.
CUAACCUAAGGUAUGUGUAUCAAGUCUCCUAAUACUUCCUUGCAGUCAGAGAGGUGGUCAGCUUAAAAGCACAGUGAGGAGCUUCAAGAGCUGGCUGGCAAAGGUUACCUACAUGCAGGAAUGCAAGGGCCAUCACUCCUUCCAGGACUCUGUUUCCUGCUGAGUUUGUCAGAAGUCAUGGCUCGGAUGACCAAAGCAGCUACCUGUCCACAGUGCCCCCAACACGCUCACUGUGUCCACGGCACUUACUGUACCUGCGACUCUGGAUACGCUUCCGACUCUGGGAAGAAAUUCUUCACAUUCCCCCUUGAGACAUGCAAUGACAUUGAUGAAUGUAAACCACCCAUUAGCGUAUAUUGUGGACUUAACGCUGCAUGCCAGAAUGUCGAAGGAAGUUUCCACUGCCACUGUAAUCCUGGGUACAAACUCCUCUCUGGGGACACACAAUUCAAGAAUUCCAAUGAGAACACUUGUCAAAAAACCACUUCCUCAAAGACGACCAGAGACACGGAAGAGCUGCAACGUGUUGUUGAGAAAUUCGAGUCACUUCUCACUAAUGACACUCCAUGGGCAAUGGGAGAGAAGAGAGAAGUCGCAUCGUGGGCCACAACUCUUCUCCAGACUGUAGAAUCGAGCGCUCUAGAAACUGCCUUGAAAUCCCCAGAGCAAAAAAUCCAGAAAAUUCACAACAGUACUGUGGCUAUUGAAACUCUAGUUGUUACAGACAAUUGCUCUGAAGAAGGAAAGGUCUUCAGCUUGAACACCUACAUGAACUCAGUGGACAUCCGUUGCAAUGACAUCGUGCAGGAAAACGUGAAAGGUCCCACCGCAAUUGCCUUUAUUUCAUACUCUUCUCUUGGAAACAUCAUAAACGCAACGUUCUUUGAAGAGGCAAAUGGCAAAGACCGAGUUUACCUGAACUCUCAGGUAGUGAGUGCCGCUAUUGGACCCGAAAGGAAUACAUCUCUCCCCAAGUCUGUGAUUCUGACUUUUCAGCACGUGAAGAUGAAGCCCAGCAGUGAAAAGGCCAUCUGCGUCUACUGGAAAAGCAUGAACGAGGGCGGCCAGUGGUCCAGCGACGGCUGUUUCCUGAUACAAGCGAACAAAAGUCACACCAUAUGCAACUCCACCCACCUGUCCAGUUUUGCUGUCCUCGUGGCCCUAACCAACCAGGAGGAGGAUCCCGUGCUGGUUGUCAUCACCUACGUGGGGCUGGGCCUCUCUCUGCUGUGCCUCCUCCUGGCAGCCCUCACCUUCCUCCUGUGCAAAGCCAUCCAGAACACCAGCACCUCGCUCCACCUGCAGCUCUCGAUCUGCCUCUUCCUGGCCCACCUGCUCUUCCUCACGGCCAUCGACCAGACCAAGAUCAAGCUGCUGUGCGCCAUCAUCGCGGGGGCCUUACACUAUCUCUACCUGGCCUCCUUCACCUGGAUGCUCUUGGACGGUCUACACCUCUUCCUCACGGCACGCAACCUGACGGUGGUCAACUACACCAGUGUGAGUAGGUUCAUGAAGUGGCUCAUGUUCCCUGUGGGCUAUGGAGUCCCGGCUCUAAUCGUGGCCAUUUCUGCUGCAUCCAGACCUUCCCUUUAUGGAACACCCACCAGAUGCUGGCUCCACACAGACAAAGGAUUUGUAUGGACCUUCCUGGGCCCCGUCUGCACCAUCUUCUCCAUUAAUCUGGCCUUCUUUCUGAUGACCUUCUGGAUUGUGAAAAACAAGCUCUCCUCCCUCAACAGAGAUGUGUCCACCCUCCAGAACACCAGGAUGCUGACAUUCAAAGCGACGGCUCAGCUCCUCAUCCUGGGCUGCACGUGGUGUCUGGGCAUCCUGCAGGUGGGGCCAGCUGCCCGCAUCAUGGCUUACCUCUUCACCAUCAUCAACAGCCUGCAGGGAGCGUUCAUCUUCCUGGUGUACUGCCUCCUCAGCCAGCAGGUCCGAAAAUGGUUCAGAGAGAUCAUGAAAUCUAAACCUGAGUCUGAGACUUACACACUUUCCACCAGGUUUGGCGCAAACUCAAGACCCAGUGAGGUGGAGAGUCCCAAGAUAAGCUGAAGAACACUCCAGGCUGAAGAUCAGACACCGUCCAUCCCAGGAAGAGUCUGGCCCACAGGGGUCCAUGGACCUCCUGGGAUAGGCCCGCAUCACUCCCGUGUGUGUGUGUGUGUGUGUGUGUGUGAUCCCUCUGGCCCCCAAGAACUCCAAGAGGAGCCCUGCUCCUGAAUCUAGGAGGAAGCAGAGACCGGGGAGCAAGGAGGUGUCUCUGCUUACCUGCCUGGUGUGCACAUGCACCUCUUGGGGCGAAGAAUCCGCCUCCUCCCAUCGCUUGGGAAACUGCCCCUGCUUAGAGUUCUCAACCCCCCGGGGCUGAGCCCCAAGAAGAAAUGACAACACUGAGAGAUCCUGGCAGCUGCAAAGAGGAUGGUCCGGUGUAACUGACGCCCACCCAACAGACCUGCUGGAGUAGACAGACAACUUAACAAGAGACUAAUUCCAGUAAGAACUGAACACAAUCAAAUAAGAAUGUAUGGAGAUUCGAGUACAGAACCAAAAUGCUCUUUGGAAUUAAAUAAAAAUGGGAUAGGGGUGCCUGGGUGGCUCAGUCGGUUAAGCGGCCAACUUCAGCUCAGGUCAUGAUCUCGCGGUCCGUGAGUUCAAGCCCCGCGUCGGGCUCUGUGCUGACGGCUCAGAGCCUGAAGCCUGUUUCAGAUUCUGUGUCUCCCUCUCUCUGACCCUCCCCCAUUCAUGCUCUGUCUCUCUCUGUCUCAAAAAUAAAUAAACGUUAAAAAAAAAUUUUAAUAAAAAUGGGAUAAACAAGAGACUUUUCUGGAUCAACAAGAGAAGAGUACGGUCACUGUCAAGAGCCAAAUUAGGGGCUUAGAAGAACACGUGGAAGAAAUAUCUCAAAGCACAGAUCAAAAUGCCAAUUGAUGAAAAUUGCAAAGGAGAAGAAUUAGCCUGAGAUGCCCAGGAGAUCUGACAUGGGAAUGAUAGGGGGGUUUGGAAGAGUAGGGGGGAGGCAUUCAGGUCCAUUCGAUGUAAUUUAAAAAAAAAUCCUCUCUGCUGCAUUAACUUCUCUCUCUCUCCCUCCACCCAACAUUCUAGAAAAGUUGUUUACGCUCUGUUAUCCCCACUUCCUGCCGCCCCCUCACUGUUCAACCACUGCAGUCUGAUUUCUGCCUCCAACACACCCAGGAACAGCUCAAUGUCCCAAAUGCUUCCUCUGUGCUAAGGAUGGAGACUUCCCAGUCUUUUCUAACUUGACCUUCGGGUCACCCUUAAUUGCACGGGUCUUCUUUUCUUUUUCUUUUUCAUAAUCAAGUAUCUCAAUUUUGUCCAGCUUUAUUGAGGUAUAAUUAACACAUAAAAAUUGUCCAUGAUGGUUUGAUCUACGUAAAGUGUCCAUGAUGGUUUGAUCUACGUAAAGUGUUCAUGAUGUUUGACCUACGUAAAUUGUCCAUGAUGGUUUGAUCUACGUAAAGUGUCCAUGAUGGUUUGAUCUACGCAAAUUUUCCAUGAUGGUUUGAUCUACAUAUGCAUUGUCCCCUUUGCUUCUUAAGCUCUGUCUUCUUGGCUUCUCUGGCACGAUCGUCCUAUAAGAGUGGUCAACUCAUCCCAGUUUGCCCAGUACUUUCCCUGCUUUAGCACUGAGCAUCCCACAUCCCAGAAACCCCUCCAGCCCAGGCAAGCCAGAACCACGCCACAGGCUUGUCUUCUCCUGUCCCAGAGUGUCUUGAUUUGGAUUCCCCCAAGAGCAAACUCUGAGACAAGGAUUCGAGCAUAAGUACUUUAUUUUGGAGGUGAUCCCAGGAAACACCAGCAGCAAUGUGAAGACGGGAGUCAGAGAAAGAAAGGCAGCCAGUCCAAGCUGUGUUCAAAGAUGUGUUAUCGAGUCUCUGUAAAUAAACUUAAAGUUUUUUUAAUUAAAACAAAAAUAAGUGUGUCCAUAAGCAUUAUUUUCUUCCUCAGCUCUAGGUAAUAAUAACUCCAUCUUUCCUGUUCCUUUAGUUGAAAAUUUUGGAGUAAUUCUUUACUCUUCUCUUUCUCUCACACCCCACAUUCACUCCAGCAGCAAAUCCCAUUAGUUUUCUCUUCAGAAUAGAUUAAUUUUC